Molecule: messenger RNA, 1271 nt
Organism: Durio zibethinus
Lineage: Eukaryota; Viridiplantae; Streptophyta; Magnoliopsida; Malvales; Malvaceae
Product: putative prolyl 4-hydroxylase 9
Biological process (GO): peptidyl-proline hydroxylation to 4-hydroxy-L-proline
Cellular component (GO): endoplasmic reticulum
Molecular function (GO): L-ascorbic acid binding; procollagen-proline 4-dioxygenase activity; iron ion binding
Source: RefSeq, a predicted model, not a curated record
UAAAAUCCUUCGGUAAACGGGAAACUCCUUUCAGUCCCACCAAUCUCCCGAAUGAAAGGUCGAAAAAAGACUCCCGCCAUUGACGCAUUUGUCCAUUCUUCUUAAGCACGACCAAAAAACUGCAGAGUAUAGAAAAAAAACCCAAAAAAAAGAAGAAGAAAAGCAAAAAUAUUGGAUAAUACUAAAAUAAGAAAGUCGGGAAACAAGAUUCGUGGAUGAAAGGGAAAUCGAAGAGCUCGAAGACAAAGCUAGGGUUGCCAACUGCCCUUCUUUUGUGCUCACUCUCAUUCCUUGCUGGCUUGUUUGUUUCCAACUUACUCUCUCAGGAUGUGCCGAUUAUUAAACCCAGGCUGAGACGGCUGGAGAUGGUGCAUGAGGAGGGUAAGGAGUACCGUGAUCCGAUGCCAAACGGAGAAACUGGGGAGAGUUUGAUUGAAUCUAUUCCGUUUCAGGUUUUAAGUUGGAAACCACGAGCUUACUAUUUUCCCAGCUUUGCAACCACAGAACAAUGCGAACAUGUAAUUGCAAUGGCAAAAUUGAACCUUAAACCAUCUACUUUGGCUUUGCGCAAGGGAGAAACUGCAGAAAGCACUAAAGGAACUAGAACAAGUUCAGGAACUUUUAUUAGUGCAUCAGACGAUGAAACUGGGACCUUGGACUUGAUUGAGAAAAAAAUUGCAAAGGCUACAAGCAUCCCACAGAGCCAUGGAGAGGCAUUUAAUAUUUUGCGAUAUGAGAUCGGACAGAAGUAUGAUUCCCAUUAUGAUGCAUUCAAUCCGUCUGAAUAUGGUCCGCAGUCAAGCCAAAGGGUUGCAUCAUUCUUGCUGUAUUUAUCUGAUGUAGAAGAAGGUGGAGAAACCAUGUUCCCUUUUGAGAAUGAUCAUAGAAUUAAAGGCUAUGACUACAAACAAUGUGUAGGUUUAAAAAUAAAGCCACGAAGAGGCGAUGGACUUUUAUUCUAUUCACUCUUUUUGAAUGGCACGAUUGAUCGGACAUCUCUUCAUGGAAGCUGUCCAGUGAUCAAAGGGGAGAAAUGGGUUGCUACAAAGUGGAUUAGAGACCGAGAGCAAAAUGACUAACAAAGUUGCUGUAAAAUUCACACAUUAUCAAUGUUGUUAUUAAUCACCACAUGCCUCUAUUUUGGAAAUGGAUAAUUUCUUCGUGAAUUCACGCCCAUUUAUCUACUCUUGUUUUUACUAUUGGCAACAGCCCCAUGGCUCGCCCUCGCCAUGGACAUCUUUUGUAAGAAAAUAUAAAUGACUGUUUUAAAA